Paramecium octaurelia is the source of this 603-nucleotide messenger RNA. The record is from the annotation of a GenBank genome assembly. NCBI's taxonomy places the organism in Eukaryota, Ciliophora, Oligohymenophorea, Peniculida, Parameciidae.
AUGACUUAGAACAAAUAUAUUGAAAAAGAUAUGGUAACCUUAUGGUAAAAUUCGAUUGCUCACAUAAAUACUUCAAACCUUUAACCUGUUAAUCAAGAAUAAAGAUAAUCAUCAAAAUUUAGUUAGAUUCCAAGUAUGAUCUAAUCAAAAUUGAGUAAAUCGGUUACAUAUAAUUUAACUUAGUGCUCCUUUUAAUUAUUAGUAAAAAAAUAAAAUGAAAGGCAAAAGAAGAAACCUGAACCUUAAAAUUAACAAUAAAAUAUAGAUUCUUCAUUUUAAAAUAGAUUUUAUGUUGAUGAUAAUAAAAGAAUUCCUCAUAUCAUUCCAAAAAAGUAUCGAAGCAUAUCAAGUCAAUAUUCUCCUACAGGACUUUAAUAAUAUUUAAAUCAAAAAGAAUCUAAUUUAAGUGUUAAUAAAAAAUGGUUAUAAGUUUCACCUCGUGGAUAAUCACAUAGUAUAUAAUUAAGAGUGCAAGCUCAGUUGGAUAAUUCAUUAGUUAAAUAAAAUUUUAAAGAUAGAUGCAGAAGCACUACAGGAUGUUUAGCAAAUAAACAUCUAUUCCUUACUUAAAAAAUUUAGAAUUUCUAAAAAUUAGAUUCCUGA